Kockovaella imperatae is the source of this 879-nucleotide messenger RNA. RefSeq names its product ubiquitin-conjugating enzyme/RWD-like protein. The record is from RefSeq and is a predicted model, not a curated record. The coding region runs from base 292 to 735 and encodes 147 amino acids. Gene Ontology annotation, cellular component: nucleus. Gene Ontology annotation, biological process: protein polyubiquitination; ubiquitin-dependent protein catabolic process. The transcript is spliced from 8 exons. Gene Ontology annotation, molecular function: ubiquitin conjugating enzyme activity. NCBI's taxonomy places the organism in Eukaryota, Fungi, Basidiomycota, Tremellomycetes, Tremellales, Cuniculitremaceae.
CUCUCCCAUCUCGUCUCUCUCAUCGGACUUGACCUGAUUUGGUUACAUUGUCUAUCUGACUUUGUACUUUGACUUCAUCUCACUUCCAUACACCACAUCAAACCCGCAACAGACCUUCUUUACCACCUUCCGGUGAGUUCGUAUUCCCUUCCUGCAUCCCUCUUUGUCGGCUCUCUUGAAACACAGCCACUGACGUCUGGUUUCUGUGUCAUCACUUCAUGUGCUCCUCCACAUCCACUCCGGUCACUCUACUCCUGAUACCUAGUCUUCAACACUCUAUCACUACCCAUCAUGGCUUUGAAGCGCAUCAACAAGGAGCUGAUUGAUCUCGGACGAGAUCCGCCAUCGUCAUGCUCUGCUGGACCUAUCGGAGACAAUUUGUUCCAAUGGCAAGCUACAAUCAUGGGACCGAGUGACUCACCGUACUCUGGUGGUGUCUUCUUCUUGUCAUUGACGUUCCCUACCGACUACCCAUUCAAGCCGCCCAAGGUUUCCUUCACCACCAAAAUCUACCACCCCAAUAUCAACGCGAACGGUUCUAUCUGUCUCGACAUUCUGCGAGAUCAGUGGUCACCCGCUUUGACCAUCUCAAAGGUGCUUCUGUCCAUAUGCUCCAUGUUGACAGACCCGAACCCUGAUGAUCCAUUGGUACCGGAGAUUGCGCAUACGUACAAGACAGACAGGCCAAGGUACGAAGCUACAGCGAGGGAGUGGACGAGGAAGUAUGCGACCUAGAAUUGAAAUUCACUCGUGGCCGCUUUCAUACAUUGCCUUUCAUGUGUCAUGACAUCGUAUCCUCUUACUGCUUCAGGGGUGUCCAAUCAUCAUGCGUCGAUUCAUCCUCCUCUGUCAGUCCGAUUGCAUGGUUUCCUAUUCGAC